UCUCGCACAUCCAAUCCGAUCUCUGCAGUGAUUCAAUUUAUCAGAGGUCUGUAGUUCACAGCGGAGUCAAGUAGUUAGUUCCUUGAUUUCAGCGGAUUCUGCUUUUGUGUCAGUUUCAUUGUGGGUGUAUCCGUUCAGCUGGGCUCUCUUUGCUAGUUUUUGUUAUGUCGACAUUGGGAACACUGAGUUACUACGCUGAAUCACACAUUCCCCACGAGAAUGACGAUCAUUUGGCGGCGAGGUUCUCAUCUGGCCCCGUGGUCCAGGAGCAGGCUCGGGAACUGAUGCUUCUUGAAUAUGGCGAACAGGAGCAGUACACUUUCCAAACCAAAUCCUCAAUUUUUGGUGCGUCAUGGAGUCCCAUGCCCAUUCAGCCCCAAGGCACAUCCAUCGCAUACCACCCAUACAUUCAUCACCCCUGCUCAACAGGAGAAACCGACGGAGCAUCCGUGCGUUCCUCCUGGGCGUUAGAACCGCUGCCUGCCCUGUCCUUCACGGGAUUAUCCACAGAUACACACCAUGAUAUAAAACUUGAACCACUGCUUGGGAGUGGCGAGUGCACCACGCAUACAUUACUUGUGGCCGAGCCUGACAACAAUACGACUCAAGCAGAGAGGAAGCUACUGGACGAUGCGCUUUCUAACGGACCUCAGAAUGAGAAAGCUCCAGCAGAAAGAAAGGCGGAUCUAGACCCAAAUAACCCUGUGUCCAACUGGCUGCAUGCGAAGUCCACUAGGAAAAAGCGCUGUCCAUACACUAAGCAUCAGACUCUUGAGCUGGAGAAAGAAUUUCUGUUUAAUAUGUACCUCUCACGCGACCGUAGAUAUGAAGUGGCAAGACUUCUAAAUCUCACCGAGAGACAAGUCAAAAUUUGGUUCCAAAACCGUAGGAUGAAGAUGAAGAAAUGCAAUAAAGAUCGUCCAAAAGACAUUUAAAAAGUGGAAAACUAUAAACGCACUGUGCAGUGGAUGAAGUCAUUUGGCUCGUGCGAAAGUGUUUGUGAAUGAGCCUUUUUCUUCUUGCACAACCACGGUAGAUUGAUAUUGGUAGAAUUAAUUUUGUAAUGUUAGAUGUACAUUGCACAAACAAGGGUAUGCUUGAAUAUAUAAUUGUGUCCGUGUAUACAGCUUGUAUGGUGAUAGUUCUCUUAUUUGGUUUAGCAUUUCGAUUUCUGUGCAUUUUAAAUGUUAACAUUUUGUUUAAGUUUUUAAAGCACCAGUUCAUAAUUUCAGGGAAAUGCUUUCUGCUAUGUGAAAUGCUGAUGAUAUGAAUGAAUUUCAGAUUUUCUUUUUUAAUUCAUCAAUGACUUUUAGAGUAAUGUAUCCAUGUUUAAUGUGACUACCUAGAUGUAUUUUGAACUACCUAUGUAUUAAGAUUAAUUUAUGCUGUGUUGUUUGUCAUUGAAAUAUUUCAGUGAAUUUUGUACCAUUUACGUGCUUGUAAUGUUAUACGUGAACACAUAAAUUGCAUAUGCCAAUACCUCAAAUGUUAGCGAGUCGUUUUCAAAUUAAAUUUCACUUAUGUACAAGAAAUAAAUUUCUGAUAAAC
Carassius gibelio (silver crucian carp) is the source of this 1548-nucleotide messenger RNA. RefSeq names its product homeobox protein Hox-A9b-like. NCBI's taxonomy places the organism in Eukaryota, Metazoa, Chordata, Actinopteri, Cypriniformes, Cyprinidae. The record is from RefSeq and is a predicted model, not a curated record. Gene Ontology annotation, molecular function: RNA polymerase II cis-regulatory region sequence-specific DNA binding; DNA-binding transcription factor activity, RNA polymerase II-specific. Gene Ontology annotation, cellular component: nucleus. The transcript has 2 exons. Gene Ontology annotation, biological process: proximal/distal pattern formation; regulation of transcription by RNA polymerase II; embryonic skeletal system morphogenesis. The coding region runs from base 165 to 935 and encodes 256 amino acids.